Messenger RNA from Aspergillus welwitschiae, 1803 nucleotides. RefSeq lists its product as uncharacterized. The transcript is spliced from 2 exons. The record is from RefSeq and is a predicted model, not a curated record. Lineage: Eukaryota; Fungi; Ascomycota; Eurotiomycetes; Eurotiales; Aspergillaceae. Gene Ontology annotation, molecular function: protein binding. The coding region runs from base 1 to 1803 and encodes 600 amino acids.
AUGCGACAGGCCAUGUCCACUCGCCCCUUCGGUGCAUUUCGAAGGGAUGUUCAAAUAGCUCAAGCUUCCGCCGCCCCGUAUUCUUCGUACGGAGGUUCGUCAUCUACCUACGACGACGGUCAGUGGCACGGAGGAUAUUCAUCGGGCAGUUCAUACGAUCAACAAGCAGGCUCCGGUCAGAGCCAGUCAGGAAGUAUGUCUUCAGGUAGUGGGAGCACAGGGAGCUCGGGCACAAGCGGAGGCUCUUACGGCGCUGGUAGUGCCGCCCAAGCCAGCCCUGUUGCUUCGACAGAGAACUCAGCGUCGUCAUGGUCUGAAGGAAGUUCCGCCAACAGUGGCCAGGGCAAUACGCAGGGGUGGAGUAGCCAAUAUGUUCAAAACUCACCGGCUCCAUCGGCUGUAAGCGUGACAUGGGAAACGUCGGCCAUUCCUACACAGACAGCCACCUGGACAAGCAUGACAUCGAGCACCUCCACAACCAGCAAUAGCACACCCACUGGCUCGAGCACUACCGAAACCGAAGCCCCCGCCAGUACAACGACAGCCGCCUCCGCCGCAGGUACCUCGCAUACCGCUACGCCUCUGUCUACCAAGUUGGCCAUCGGUCUGAGUGUUGCAUUGGCUGUCGUGGCCAUCCUAGGCUUCUUCGUGUGGUCAUUGCACCGGAAGAAACGUGCCUUGCAGAAAGCAAUAGCUGGCCACACCGGCCGCAACGAGAAGCCAGACCCUAGCCCACAACAACCAUCAAUGAUGAAGAGAUGUGUCAACAGCGUCUGCAACGGUGCAUCAGCCAUAAAGUUCAAGUCUACCAAAUCGCGUCUACGUUCGAGUUCCAUGCGUCUUCCUGGAGCUCCCAAGGCGGAGUACAAACCAAUCAAGGACCUGGCACUCAAGGUAUAUGCCAAUGGCCGCGGGAUGCUACGUACGGCAGCGAACAUUGCACGGUCUACCUGGAAGAAGUCGAACGUGCAUGUUCCCCGACCUGCAUCUGAGUAUAUGCACGAUCCCAACAGUGUCUUGCGGGAUGGCUUCCGUCAGAUUCAUCGGUCAUACUUGUCUUUGCCUCAGGCACGCAGCAUCAACAACAAUAAGGAUAACAAGGAUAUCCAUCCCGCAUUGCGAGGUCUACAUUCCUCCACUGAGACAUUAGUCGGGGCAGACAUGGGAAGAAUCAAGGAAGUAACCGUGUCCAACACUCCUCCAAAAGAAGAGACUGGCAGGAUUCCAGAGGCCAAUGUCGCUACAGUGGAGACCAUUUCGCGAGGCACAUCGACGAAUUCCAGCUCCCCGGCAGUUUCGAGAAGCCCAACCAUUGAGGUCCCUACUAUCGAAAUACCCACUUCUCCUGGAGCACCUCCAAUUUCAUUGGCUCGUGUGUAUCGCGUCGACAUGGAUUUCCGCCCUGUGAGCCCUGAACACGUUGGACUCAAGGAGGGUCAAACGGCUAUCCUACACCUAGUAUACGAAGAUGGAUGGGCAUUGGUCACUGUCCUCGAAACCAACAAGGAAGGCCUUGUCCCACGGGCUUGUUUCUCCGCCCAACCUAUACGGAACCAAGCCCAGUAUCUCGGAAACAACAUCAGUAUCUCGACGGAUCACGUUCCUCGCUCUCCGCGUCCUGCGACUCCCACCUCUCCAUGCGAGUCGACAUCUGAUGGCGACCUCGGACGGUUCUACUCGAACUGCGUGAGUCCGGAGUUGCCGCCAGUUGACGAUGAGAGACCACAGACGCCGCGGCUGAAGUCCUUGCCGUCGAUUGCGAGUUUCCUGAAAUCACCUCCCAGCUUUAAGAGCAUGGUUUAG